AACCAGCAGACAGAUGUUACACAUGAUUUUCAUUUGAGAAAAAACAUCUGUGUGUAGUGAACACACACCCUACAAACGAUGCAAGCUGCAGCGAGCAGUAUGUUGAAGUGAAGAGACACAAAACUUCACAAAAGACAAACAACAACACAACACAUGCUCCGUGCUGGAGACAACACAGUAGUAGGGGGACUUUAGGACUCCCACGCGGACUUUGUCUCGUGUUUCCGUCGUGGUUCUCAGAGGUUAAGGUCAGUGAGUGACUAUGUUGUUGUGGGUCGGUGCAGCCCGGUUACUAGGCAGAGGGAGCACCCUGCUCCAGGAUCCGGUUAAGAGGAUUUGCAUAAACAUGUCGUCCUCCUCGGCCUCGGGUAAGAGGCUGCGGGUUCUGGUGGACAUGGACGGGGUCCUGGCGGACUUCGAGGGGGGGUUCUUGAGGAAGUACCGGGCCCGGUACCCGGAGGAUCCCUUCAUCACCCUGGAGGACCGGAGAGGCUUCUGGGUGUCCUCACAGUACGGCCAGCUGAGGAGCGACCUGUGUGAAAAAGCCAUCAGCAUCUGGGAGUCCAAAGACUUCUUCACAGAGCUGGAGCCGCUGCCAGGAGGAGUGGAGGCGGUCCGGGAGAUGGCCAACAUGGAAAACACAGAUGUCUUUAUUUGCACCAGCCCUAUAAAACAUUACAAACACUGCCCGUAUGAGAAGUAUGCCUGGAUAGAGAAGUAUUUAGGCCAUGACUUUCUGGAGCAGGUCAUCCUGACCAGAGACAAGACGGUGAUCAGCGGAGACGUCCUCAUAGACGACAAGCCGGACAUACUGGGUGUGGAGCCCAAUCCAACAUGGGAGCACAUCCUGUUCACUGCCUGCCACAACAAGCACCUGUCCCUCAGCCCCCCCCAGAGGAGACUCCUGUCCUGGUCGGACGACUGGAGGGCCAUGCUGGACAGCAAGAGGCAGUGAGCCCCGGCAGCUAGUCUUCCUGGUUAGUAGAAGAUGUUUUGGGGGUCACUAUGGCAACAUGACCACUCGGUUUGCAGCUGCAAUGCCAAAAAAGAACAAUAAAACUGGUUGGAUGCUUUACACAAAGCAGAAACCUGGUGCUCUCUGCUGGGAGGACUUUCACUUGUUUGACCACAAGGGGGCACCCUGAGACUGUACGUGAACCUUUCCACCAAUUUCACUGAAGAUACUGUAACAAAACAUUGAAAACUAACACAUGACGAGUCAAAAAAAGAGCAGAUGGAACUUGUUUUAAGCUGCUCUGUGUCUGCGUACUGUGUUUCAAGGGUCUUAUUUUGGACAAUUUUCCUUAUAAUCAUUUAUUUUUUAUUUUGGAGCCACUGGUUCGGCUUAUCUAGAGUCUUAUUUACAGAAGACCUGUCAGUAUUGACAGUACGGUGUUGUAUUAAUGAGUCAGUGUGAUUUACUCACAACAACAGGGCACUCCACUACACACUGAAAUUUACGGUCUCUAUGAGUCACAGGCGCCGGCGAGUGUGCAAUACAUAAGCAUACUGUAAGAAAAUGACUUAGAAUGACAACACUGUCGCUGUUAUGUCAGGUCAUUGUUUUACAUGUACUUUUUGGGAGAGUACUGCAAUGUGUCUUGGGUCACUGAGUACCACUUUCAUGUAUUUACAGUUAGAUUUAAAUAGAUAUCUCUUGUGGUUUUUAAAGAGCAGACACAUGGUGCUUUUUUUCUACGAAUGUCUUCUGUUUCAAAAUAAACUAUGCAUCUUCACUGAUACAAUGAUGGGAAAAAAAUGCACAAAUACGUAAUGCAUGUUGCCAAAACCAUCAUUACUGUUGAAUAUAUAGAAACAAUCAAAACCUGUCAAAAAAGUAGAAAAAAGUCUGAUGAAUAUGUUGUAAAUAUUAAAGGAAGAAAAUAGUUUAUUUGGGGUAGGGUAAGAUUUUAUUUUGAAAAAAGAAGGAAAGACUAAUUUCUUGGUGUUAGAAAAAUUAAAACAGAUGAUUUAUACUGUGACGCAAACGCCAUAUUUUAUUAAUUUCUUGUUUAAACUAACAAUUUGUCUAUUGUAAAUACACUAAAAUGAGAAAGUACCUCAAUAUAUCAAAAGUUAAUCAACAGCACCACAUUUAUUUAAGCAGUGGGUAUGAUUUAUGCUAGCUCCGAUAAAAUGCACAUGCAAAUUUGUUUUCCAUCAUUCUUCUUAUGUUUUAUCUUUGUAGCUUACUGGGUUAAAAAAUGAGUACCUCCAUAACACAAUACAAUCUGUUGUAUUUAUUUUAGCAUGUAAUUUGUGAUACAUUCAGAGUAAAAAGAAUAUACACACAAUUCUAUACAUUUAUGCCAUUGAGUCACAAAAGCCACAAAACUGUAUUUGUCUAUUUGAUCUAAGAAUAUAUUCUGUCUGAGUUGUAGGUCACUUACAAAUGUAUCUGUGCUGCUAAUGUGUUUUUUGGGAAUAAUAUAGUGGAUGCUGAACAUGUGUUAUGGCUGAUGUAUUUAGGGCUGAGUGCUGUGUUAUUGUGCCUAGUCUGAAAUGCUUAUUUCUGUCCAUGUGUUAUGUGUUCCACCUACACGCACAAAGAAAAUAAUAACAGAAUGACCAAGAUGU
Centropristis striata (black sea bass) is the source of this 2577-nucleotide messenger RNA. Its product is annotated as 5'(3')-deoxyribonucleotidase, mitochondrial-like. Gene Ontology annotation, molecular function: 5'-nucleotidase activity. The record is from RefSeq and is a predicted model, not a curated record. Gene Ontology annotation, biological process: pyrimidine deoxyribonucleotide catabolic process. The transcript is spliced from 5 exons. NCBI's taxonomy places the organism in Eukaryota, Metazoa, Chordata, Actinopteri, Perciformes, Serranidae. The coding region runs from base 263 to 955 and encodes 230 amino acids.